UCUGCAGAAUCUGCUGACAACCGAACGUCAAUGAAUUCCCUCGAGAUCGUCUAGAUGUCUCUCAGAUAGGAACUGGCCCCGUUUUCGGCAGCUAUUUACCGUCUUUCAAAUGCAGUCAGUUAUUACUUUUUAUAAUCCAUUUAUAAUCUAUAACAAGGAAAUUUAACGAAAACCAGGGAAAAAAAUUCUCAUUCACCAAAACAAAACGAAAAUUAACAAAAAACUGACAUACACCGCUCUCUCUCAUCUUUAUCAUCACAACACAACAACAAAAUAAAUAAUCCCUAAUCCAGAUUUUGUAAACAAUAUUUUUAACGCAGAUGCACUAUCCACUUACUGAACUAAAACAGGAAACGAACAUGGUCACUAUGAGUGAAGGACAAACAAAGGAGAUUCAAGAAGUGACGAUCAACACGAAAGUUCAGUCAAACACGCAAUUGACGGUGAAAAGACUUUCCUCUCCAGCCAAAAGCUGUUCCAGCGUGGCGUCAGUCUGCCGAAUCUGCCAUGAAGCCGAAACUCCAGAAACGCUUAUAUCCCCGUGCGAGUGUAGUGGAACGAUGGCUCUUGUGCAUGUCUCCUGUUUGGAAAGAUGGCUGUCGACUUCCAACACCGACUAUUGCGAACUGUGCAAAUUCAAUUUCAGGACGCACAGAGGGCCCAGGCCGAUCACACAAUGGCUGUGCUCGCGCAACAUGCCGGCAGGGCCGAACGGCUUUUACGGAGACGUCCUCUGCCUCUUGAUCCUGACACCCCUCUGCUUCGUCUCCGUAUAUCUCUGCUCUGUGGGAGCCUACGUUUACAUCCAAAAAGGACAGUGGGAAGGCGUCGGAUUAGCCUUCAUUAGUAUAUGCGUUCUUUUAACUUAUUUUUUAUGGUCGUACAUCACAGUUAGGUACCAUUUGCGUUGCUUCAGGGCUUGGCGAGGAUCGAAUCAGAUCAUCCAACUGGUCAACAACCGUGUAGCGCCGACGGUGAGGGUCCCGGUCAGUCAUCAUCUCGAAGUCCUGUGACUCGCGUGUGGACACGAAGAGAAUUCUCCGAAACUGAAAAUCUUGACUUACUGCAGGAUUUCAAUAUCACGAGAGAAUAACUAGUUCGAGCAUUUGUCACCAUCAAUUGUAUCCAGUGCGAAACGAUCGUCGGACUGUACAAUAUAAUUUUAUGAGCUUUGCACUCCCUGCCGUGCUGCAAUAAAUGACAUGGAAACCUGGAAGCGUUUAGGGGAUUUUAAUAUUUAAAAUUUUAUUGUUUACCUGUUAUCGAAUGUUAAAAUUUUAUUUAGUUUCUUGAUAGAGUUUUUUGCUUUUGCAGGAGGCAUCAAUUACUAACAUUACAAUUUUUUAUAACGGAAAUAAAAGUUGAAAUUUUCUUUCAAAUUAUUGUAAUGACUCUUUGUAUUUAAUUGGUUGCAAUGUAAUUUGUUGAUUCCUUAAUUUUAUAUUAUUAAACAUAUUUUCAAACAA
Cimex lectularius (bed bug) is the source of this 1466-nucleotide messenger RNA. Its product is annotated as E3 ubiquitin-protein ligase MARCH3-like. The record is from RefSeq and is a predicted model, not a curated record. Gene Ontology annotation, molecular function: zinc ion binding; ubiquitin-protein transferase activity. NCBI's taxonomy places the organism in Eukaryota, Metazoa, Arthropoda, Insecta, Hemiptera, Cimicidae. The coding region runs from base 321 to 1013 and encodes 230 amino acids. The transcript is spliced from 5 exons. Gene Ontology annotation, biological process: protein ubiquitination.